Messenger RNA from Colletotrichum destructivum, 1145 nucleotides. Its product is annotated as Putative short-chain dehydrogenase/reductase SDR, NAD(P)-binding domain superfamily. The transcript has 3 exons. Gene Ontology annotation, molecular function: oxidoreductase activity. The record is from RefSeq and is a predicted model, not a curated record. NCBI's taxonomy places the organism in Eukaryota, Fungi, Ascomycota, Sordariomycetes, Glomerellales, Glomerellaceae. The coding region runs from base 94 to 960 and encodes 288 amino acids.
CAUAAAACAGAAUCAUCAUCUUCCAACGGGGCUUCGUCUGAUAUUUCCCAGCAAACAACUACAGCAAUUCCAAACCGCCAGACCAGCUUCACAAUGACAUACUCGCGAGUCGGUGUGGUGACGGGCGCCAACAAAGGCAUCGGAUACGCGAUCGUUCGCCAGCUUGCGCUGCAAUACCCCAAAUCUCACCUGAACAACGGAUCAUUCCUCAUCUACCUGACGGCUAGAGAUAAGUCUCGAGGCGAGCAGGCGGUCAAGAACAUUCAAGGCGAUGCGGACCUCAAGCAGGCCAAGGCCCUGUCCGCACACGGCGGCGCUACCGAGAUCAAGUACCACCAGCUUGAUAUUUCAGACACCAACAGCAUUUCGGACCUCUCCUCGUUCCUGAGGAAGGAACACCCCGAUGGCAUCGACUUUGUUGUCAACAACGCCGGCAUCGCGAUGCAAGGGUUUGACUCGAACGUGGUGAAGAACACCCUGGCGUGCAACUACUAUGGCACCCUCGAAGCGACGCAAGCCUGGAUCCCCGUCCUCAAGCCCGACGGCCGCAUCGUCAACGUCGCGUCGGUGUCCGGGGCGCUGAGCCAGUACUCGCCCGAGAUCAAGAAGCGCUUCCUCGACGCGCAGUCGGUCGCCGACGUCACCAAGCUCAUGGAGGAGUUCGCCGCCGCGGUGGAGAAGGGCACGCACGAGAAGGACGGAUGGCCGAGCGCGGCGUACGCCGUCUCCAAGGCCGGCGAGAUCGGUAUGACGAAGGCGAUCGCCAAGGAGUUGCAGGACAAGGGAAGCAAGUUGCUGGUCAACUCGUGUCAUCCGGGCUAUGUCGUGACUGAUAUGACUCGCGGAGGGGGGACCAAGACCCCGGACGAAGGUGCGCAGACUCCUGUUCAUCUGGCGAUUGCGAACAUUGGCGGGAAGACGGGGGAGUAUUGGUCUGAUGAGAAGGUUGCGAAGUGGUAGGCCUGGGGUCAAUGUGAAAUGUAAUAUCAUGUAAAACUUUGUUAUCGUCGUUAUCAUAUCGCUAUACAGUCUCAAAACCUGCAAUGAUUGCAUCUAUCUAUUCGAGCGUCUAUAUGCGUCCACACAGCUGGCCGCAGACCAUAACUCCGUGCAUGAUACCUAUAAUCCAGAGCCAGUAAAACACC